Penicilliopsis zonata CBS 506.65 is the source of this 2302-nucleotide messenger RNA. RefSeq lists its product as hypothetical. Bases 225 to 2066 code for a protein of 613 amino acids. The transcript is spliced from 2 exons. The record is from RefSeq and is a predicted model, not a curated record. NCBI's taxonomy places the organism in Eukaryota, Fungi, Ascomycota, Eurotiomycetes, Eurotiales, Aspergillaceae.
CCAAGAACAGCCUCUCCUUCUUUUCCUUCUCUUCUUCUUCUUAUUCUCUCACUCGUUUUUUUCUUUCGUCACUCCAGGAUUAAAUCCCUUAUAAUCUACUCCUGGUCUGUUGACGAUAUUACGCUCUUUAUGAAUUGAUUUGCUCUCUCUGCCUUGCCGUCGUCGAUUUGUAUAUCUAUCUAUCAAUUAAUCGAUCUAUCGAUCUAUCUAUCUAUCGAUAGACAAUGUCGAAAUUCAGUCUUUACAGUCUCGUGGGCCUUCUGGUCGGGACAUACGCAUACGAUUGGCCGACAGACGGCUCAGAUCUCCAGACUUUUGUGACGAUGCCCGAUGUCUACACAAUUCAAUGGAAUAUCACCCACUAUGACAGAGAGAGAGCUGCCCCGGGCUAUUGGUUUAUAGCCCCCUACGCAACCUACACGCCCGAGCCGGCAAGUAAGAUCUGGCAGCCGCAUCAGGUCGGCUCACAAAUCUACGACUCGGAUGGCGAGCUGGUCUGGGUCCACAUGAACAACUAUGACGGCGACAACCGCAAUGAGAUGGACUUCCGCGUUCAGGAUGGUCAGGACGGCGAGAAACUGCUGACCAUGAUCGUCAAGAUGGGCUUCAACAGCCACAAGAGCGGUGCCUGGGACAAGGGCACCGCCAUCAUCAUGAACGACCGCUACGAGGUCAUCCAUCGUCUGCACGAGCCCGAUGAAUUCAGCGAGUUCAACGCCCACGAGUUUCAGCUCACCGAUGGCGGUCGCUCCGCGCUCGCCACCCCGUACUGGGGCUUGCACGUCCCCCUGACCGACUGGGGGCGCCCCGAGGAGGAGAGCUGGGUGGCCGCGGGAGGCAUCAUCGAGCUCGACGUGACGGACUCCGCUGUCCUCUUUCAGUGGAAUUCCAUCAACCAUAUCCCCCUCUCCGAAUCCGUCCAUCUCGGCCCGGAAACCGCCAUCGACCCCCAGCCCAACGGAUUGGACUACAUCCACGUCAACUCCGUCGACAAGCUGCACGGCAACUACCUGCUCUCGUCCCGCUUCACAAGCACCAUCUACUGCAUCUCCGGCAUCGACAAGCAAAUCCUCUGGCGUCUGGGCGGCAAGUUCUCCGACUUCACCCAGGACUUCACCUUCUCCAAACAGCACCACGCCCGCUUUAUCUCGGGCAACGACACCCACACCGUCAUCUCCUUCAUGAACAACGCCUCCGAUGACUGGUCCAACGACGAGCCCACCUCGUCCGCCAUGUACGUCCAGCUCAACACCGUCACCAUGACCGCCACCGUCCUCCACAGCUACCCGCGGCCCGACGGGCAGCUCAGCCGCAUGCGAGGCAGCAACCAGCUGCUGCCCAACGGCAACGUCUUCGUCUCCUGGAGCGAGGACGGCUACCAGUCCGAAUUCGCCGAGGACGGCACCCUGCUCAUGGAGGCCCGCUUCAGCUCCAAGCGCUUCAACACCUACCGUGCCUUCAAGCACGAAUGGGUCGGCCGUCCCACCUACCCGCCCACCCUCGUCGCCCAUGUCCACGGCACCGGUGCCGACACGGGCUUCACCACCGUCUUCCACAUCAGCUGGAAUGGCGCCACCGAGGUCAAGCUCUGGCGCUUCUUCGCACGCGACAGCCAGAGCGGAGACCCCGUCUACAUCGGCAACGCAACCCGCUCCGGCUUCGAGACCAUCUUCACCACCAAGGGUUAUCUGGACUGGGUAUGUGCCGAAGCCAUCAACGCCCAGGGCAUCUCCAUGGGCUGGUCCAAGGUUUCACGCAGUCGCUUCCCAGACCUGCCGCGGCACGUCUCCCCGGCCGACUAUCUUGGCGUCACCCCCGACGAUCCUACCGUGCUGUACGCUAAAUCUAGUGCGACAUCCUCCUCCUCCAACCAUUUCAUGAAGACCAUCGAAAGCAUCAAAAACACCCAACCCACCCAGACAACAACUCUGUACAUAGCCCUGGCCGCCAUCACGCUUUCCGGUCUGACCUUCCUUGUCCUUCUUUUCAAAAACUUGCCGUUCUUCCACCGGAGAAAAUACCAACUUGUACGAUCCGAUGAAGAGGGAUCAAUCCACUCCAACUAGUUCGACUUAUGUCUUCUCCAUCACGAAACUUUCAUUUUCUUCUUCUACGAUCCCUUUUCCCGGCGGCGCAUCUGGAUGGUUGGUGUAUUAUUCAUUACUUCAUUACAUGCUCUAAUCAUGGUUCACCACUUUUGCAACCUUUUCUAUCUUACAUAUCAGCGUUCUACAUUACAGUCAUAUAGCAGAGCCAAGAGUCAUCAGAUUAUUCUUCUUAAUAAAUAUUCUUCAUACAUUAC